Messenger RNA from Thunnus maccoyii (southern bluefin tuna), 2366 nucleotides. It is a transcript of the gene slc3a2a, whose product is annotated as solute carrier family 3 member 2a. Bases 158 to 1693 code for a protein of 511 amino acids. The transcript is spliced from 11 exons. NCBI's taxonomy places the organism in Eukaryota, Metazoa, Chordata, Actinopteri, Scombriformes, Scombridae. The record is from RefSeq and is a predicted model, not a curated record. Gene Ontology annotation, biological process: amino acid transport; carbohydrate metabolic process.
CUGCAAGUGACGGGCGCAAUUUCAUCAGACAGCUCAUCUAUCGGACACAGCGGCAGUAGAAAUAAACCUUUCCAAGAGUUGUCUGUCCAUUUUAAUGUUUUGUUACAGCAGCAAAUGCUAUAAAUACAAAGUACUGUGUAAGUAAACAGAAUCCACCAUGAAUAAGGACACUGAGGUUGACAUGAAAGAAGUGGAGCUCAAUGAGCUGGACCCCGAGAAGCAGCCCAUGACAGGCGAUGUCCAGGCUGUCGGCGGAGAGAAAAAUGGCAGCGUCAAGCUGAAGGUUCCUGAGGACGAGGUUACAUUCACCGGCCUGUCUAAAGAGGAGCUGAUGAAGGUUGCUGGCACUCCAGGAUGGGUGCGUACCCGCUGGGUGCUUCUUGUCCUGUUUUGGCUGGGCUGGCUGGGCAUGCUGGCUGGAGCAAUAGUGAUCAUAGUCCAGGCCCCUCGCUGCAAACCCAUCCCUGAUAUGAGCUGGUGGAACGAAGGACCUCUGUACCAGAUAUCUGACCUUGAGGCCUUCUCUGAAGGACUGACAGGUGCUGAGAAGAAGUUGGAAAACAUCAACCAGUUGAAGGUGAAAGGCCUGGUUCUGGGCCCUCUUCACACUGUCCAGGAUGACAAUCCCCUUACCCUGGAGCUGGGUAAGAUUGACCCAUCCAAGGGAACAGAGGCAGCCCUGGUUGCCUUGAUGGAAAAGGCCCACAAGAAAGGCAUUUCUGUGGUGCUUGAUCUGACUCCAAACUACCGGGGAGCUUCUCACUGGUUCCAACAGAAUGAUCUUACCGAAGUGAUAGAGAAAAUGAAGGAUGCAGUGGACCACUGGGUGAAAUUGGGUGUUGAUGGCAUCAAGAUAUCUAACCUCAGUUCUCCCGCCGCAUCUCCUGAUUGGUCAAAGCUGCAGGCUGCUGUCCAGGGCAACCGCAGUGAGGAGACCAAGAAAAGGUUGCUGAUGGGUGUGGUUGAAGGUAUUUCAGCUACAGAGGUGUCUCAGCUCGUCAACACCUCUGGUGUAGAUCUCGUCCUGUCUGACCUGCUCAACACUAAUAAAGGAGGUGUGGAGCAAAUCAAGGAUAUGGACACCCUUCACUCACAGCAGAGAAACGUGGGCUGGGGUCUCGGUGCCGCCCAACUGCACCAGCUGUCUAAACAGGCAGUUUCUCAGGCUAUGAUCCGUCUCUACCAGCUCCUGCUGUUCACCAUGCCCGGAACCCCAGUGUUCACUUACGGAGAUGAGAUCGGCCUUCAGGCACAGGGUGCAGAAUCUCCCAAGAUGGUUUGGGACAUAGAGACGGAACCUGCUUCAGGAGCUGUCGUCAAUGAGACUGCUGAGGCUGAGCGGAAGGAGCGCGUUGCUGUAAGGAAGUGGUUUAGAUCCCUCAGUGAACUGCGAGGCAAAGAGCGCUCUCUCCUCCACGGGGAUUACUACUCUCUCCACUCCUCCGCCUCCUCCCUCGCAUUCCUCCGUCUGUGGGACCAGAGCGAGAGAUACAUAACAGCUGUUAACUUGGGAUCAGCACCCGAGACGCUCUCACUCAAACUGGCACCUACAGAGAAUGUAAAGUUGCCAGCCACAGCCAAGGUCCAGCUUUCAACUGACCCAGAGUUGGAGGCAGAAUCCACAGUCAGCUUGGACAAUAUCAAACUGGCUCCUGGACACGGGGUCCUGCUGCAGUUCCCCUAUACAGGCUAAAGAUGGCGCCACACAUUAGGAAAGCUACCUGUAGAUUUAGACUUGUUUUUUAAAAAAGAAACUAGUCUGUCAGUCCUAAUCCUGAAGGAAUAAGGUGGCAUAUUCAAAAGAUACAGAACAUUUCUUUUUAUCACAACAUAUAGGACUUUCUCUCAGUUUAUUUAGACAGAAAAGUCACUGAAAAAUCUGAAUGUUGGGCAGUACAAACUCGGUUGGAUUGGUUUUUUAGGUUUUAUAACUUUUUUUUUUUUUUUAGGUUACUUGUGUCAGGAAAAGAUUCAGGCCUUUUAGACAUGGACUCAUUGAAUGACCAUUUUGGUCUUUUGUGAUUUUUGUUGACUCCCACUACAUUGUCCAAAUGUGUGACAGACAUUCCAUUCUUGUUCUUGGGGCAUUUUUUUUUUUAUCAGUCCUUGUGGGGUUUUUUAUGAUACAUUUUAAGAGACUUUGUUGUAUUAACAGUUUUGUUUGUUUUCCAUGGACUUUUCUCUGUUUUUGUCACUGAAAGGCAUGUAUUGCACAGGAAAAACAAGUUGACUUUGAACGUGUGUGAUGACUCUGACUGUGGUUUCAAAGUAUUUUAAGAGUGCUAUUAAACAAAAUUGUUGCAAAUGGCAUCAAGUCUGUCAACUAAACUGAAUAAGAAAUGAAUAAACAGAAAGUUCUGUACCAA